This is a messenger RNA of Corticium candelabrum, 3562 nucleotides long. RefSeq lists its product as uncharacterized. Bases 9 to 3470 code for a protein of 1153 amino acids. Gene Ontology annotation, molecular function: protein binding. The record is from RefSeq and is a predicted model, not a curated record. The transcript has 20 exons. Lineage: Eukaryota; Metazoa; Porifera; Homoscleromorpha; Homosclerophorida; Plakinidae.
GGCUAGCGAUGAGCGAAUUAGCUGCAGCAGACGAAGUGUUUAGUAACAUGGCUGGAGCCAGAUCAUUGUCAUUUGCACGUAUGUUAUCUUGGGAAUUCUCUCGUCCGUCUGUCGUCGUCGUGCGUAGAAAAUCAACCAGAAAAUCUUCCAAGACCAUCAGUAACAGUUGCUCUACGGACGAAGGUAGCAACAGUAUUGCUUCAUUGUCAGACGAAUCAGCUGAGACAUCAGACUCGUCUGAGUAUGUAACUGCUGAAGAAUCACCAGUGAGUGACGAAGAAAGCAUUCAAGUUGAAAAUGAGGAUCGUGAGAGAAUUGCAGCUGUGGAAUGUGCAGAUGCCACACUUUCCGCCAGUCAUAGAAGACGAUCUGGUCGAUCAAAGAAACAAAAACGGAAACAGAACCGCUUAAAACGAGAGGCUCGUCUUGAAUUCUUUUCUCCAUUUCUGGAGGGAUUUGAUGAUGAUGCAGUUGAGGAGGCCAGUCUGGCUGCUGCAGAGCAUGAUACAGUGGUGGGACGUGGAGUGCCCAGUCUUAGUGAAUUCUGUGUUCAGAAGCUGUGGGGUACCUCAUCAAUUAGGAGGCAACAACUUGAUGCUGAAUCAGGGUUGAAGAAGCCAGUGUUUAUGGAUCAGAUGAAAUCAGAGCGACGAGCUCAUCAGCUGGUAGCUUCUGUUCAACUGAAAUGGCUACACAAAUGCGUUGCUGAUUUGGAAAGUAGAGAAGCAAAAGAUUCUACUGCCUCUUCUCAACAUUAUUAUGAUUGGACGUUGCAGUCUACAUUUUCUGCUCAGGAUGACUAUUCUGGGUUGUUCACUCCUUUGCCUCAUCCUGAUCCGGCCUGUAACAUGUAUGAUGCUGUAGCUGCCCUGGCACAUGUGGCAGAUCUGAUGGUGCCAGUAGUUGUGAGAAUGAAAGAAUAUACGGCAGCAAACAGUACAGACAGUGAAUACAGGGCCACUGCUGUGUGGAGGCUUAGAUCAGCUUUGUUUGCAAGGUAUCCCAAGCUGACAGCAAAGUUGCUAGAUGAUGUUAUUCCAUACGUGUGGUGGGCUAGAGGAGACUUUCAACAGGCUGCUGAACUGUUGGUGGCUCGGUCACGUGCCUUGAAAGAUAUUGAUAAGAACCUUUCCGCCCUCUAUCUCAACGAGGCCGGCCGUCUUUAUUCCCAGUUGGGCGACAGAGACAUGGCAUCAAAAUUCUUUCGUCUUGCCUCGGAAACCGCUCCCAACUAUUCGAAUCCUUCAUCUGGCGACAUGUGGUCAUCACGUAGUGACAUGGUUGUUAUGUCAGCUCUUGCUCUCAGUGCAAAUACAUGGGACCAAGGCGUUUUGGAUGGUGCGUGUGGCGUACAGGCGGGCGGAACGUGGAGGGCUGUACUGCUUUCUGAUGAUAUUCCUUCACCGGUUGUUAUAGAUGCUGUCGUCUCUCGUUUGAGUGUUCAUACUGGCGUGGUAGUCGGUAGCAGCAAUCCUGAUGAGCACAAGCCGGUUUCUGUGGGGUGUGAUGCCUGGCUUGAUGAAUGUGUGACUUUUGUGGCUUCGUUGGUGGAGAAGACACCGAGGUUGUAUCAUUGGCUUUCUUUGCUGUAUGCGUUGCAAGGGAAAUGGGCGGAUGCUCGACGAAGUCAUCAGGCUUAUGUGAAUCAGUUUGCUAGCUUUAGAACUUGGAGUAACGGCAUGCCAGGCGCGCACCGUGGCAUUAGGCUUGAUCAUUAUCCACACUUGGGCGUCAGAGUCAAUCCAUGGGAGAGCCUCAUGAAGUUAGUGAAACCCGGCCCACCAUCUCUUCUCAGACUCGUUUGGAGGCACCAGUUGUCACAUCCUUCUAUGUGCACAUCAAGGGAAGCAAAUCGUCUUGCUUAUCAUGUCUCAAACUCAUUGUCAAUCAGACUGAGUGAAGAAGGAAAUAUAACCGUCGAUGCCAUCGCUCACCAUCCACCAAUCAGAGGUCUACAACUUGAUACACAUACAGGAAUGAUACGUUUCCCUCAGUGUCCAGGUACUACGACACCGUGGAUGUCUCUUCCUUCAUCAGCAUCGUUGACUGAAGGUGGCACCAUGAUACCAGUUCCUAUCUGUGUCUUGAAUAAUGGUAAAGUGCAGGUCGAGGUGUUGUGCGCAAAUUCUGAAUCAAGAGGAAAACGAGACUACUUGAAGUCCGAGAACAACCUUACCCUUUUGUACAUGACUGACUGCAUAACCAAACGAAGGGUCAAGGUUGACUUACGCAGUCCUGUUCGAAAGAAGCUGAAGGAGGUUCUUCUGGAGAAGUCGGAUAGAGAUAAAGCUAAUUUGUUUGAAGAGAGGAAAAGGGUAAUAGAACAUGUUUUCAGAAGAGGAUGGUACUGCUCAUGGAAGGAAAACGUGAAAUCAGCCAAUAUUCCAAGUGCUUCACAAGCAGAAAGGACAAACGGAUUUCACAUGCAGCUACGAUUCUUUGUCACUUAUGGCUCAGCUACUGUCGCUCUCUUCUUUACUGUCGUGCCAUCACAGAGAGGAGAAACAUCACCUGACACAAUAGUUAUUGUUGACUGUAGAAACAUACAGUCUUUCAAACGACCACGAGUGUACGGCCUUGAUGAAGAAAGCUCACCGUUUGCUGAGCCACUGAAUGGCGACGUAGGACAGAAAGUCGAGUUUCGUUAUUCCAAGAUUCUCGUGUGUAACCGACUACGCACUGACAUUAUAGUAAUUUUCAAUGAGAGUGGAGAUCACAUCGUUGAAUUCCAUAUGAGCGACUAUUGGCCAGAAAGGUUGAUGUUUACUGCGGUCAUCGGAGAUCGUUUGUAUGGUGUGACGUCAUCAUCAUCAAAUAUAGUUGGUUGUGUUUGUGUGGAGAGUGAUGAACCCCCGGUUGUUAUGGAGUCUGAACCGCUUCCUACGGUUUUGUCAGUGAAGUCUGCAGGACACGACUUGCUUGUUCUCACCACGAAUGGUUUGUAUGUCUUGAAUCCCGAUUCUCUCGCAUCGUUUCCGAUUAGAAGCAGCACAGAUGGGACUGUAGGGGAUAUGACUGGUAGUCAAGUUGCUGUGCCUGGAAAGUUUGUUCAGUGGGAGAUAUUCGAGACAACUGAACGUGGAGAAACGACAUUGACUGCGUUGGCAUUAGAUUACACGUUUGUGUUACUGGCGGUCAACAGGUCGUCAUCUAACUCUCACACUUCUGUACAAGUCAGUUGCAGCGUGGAACUACCGGGUGUCCCAUCCGAGGUCAUAAUCCUACCCGGCGAUCGUGGUGUGCUCCUUACAACGGGACUCUUCAUGUCACACGACCCUGACUUUACCGAGCAGCUACUCUGGCUGAGUAUGAGUGGCGAACUAAAGGGCAUUCUUCCCGUUUUGGGUCGUGGCCCUCACUCGUUCUUCCCGCUGACGCUCUAUCCUCGAUCGGACGCCAAAUCCGUACAACUUGGCCUACACGUUUACUUCAGUGACGGCCGAAAAGGUAUAUGUUGCAUGGCAUUGUGAUGAUGUUAAAUAGCCACUCAAAUAUCGAGUUCAGUAUUCGCAUUUUUCAAUUUAUAUCAAUGACAAGUGUAUGUACACAGUACACAAACUAG